ACUGGCACGGUUACCACUGGCACUGGCAGCAAACGUAUACCUUAGUACUAAUCCAACUCUCCUUGUACUUUGACAUGAGGGCUCUUUUGGUGUUACCUUUUAUUCUGGCCGUUUCUGGGCACGGUGGACAUGGAGAAUCAGAAGGCAACCCCAAGCUCGCUGGUGGAGAAUAUGCCCAAAAGCACAUGGCCACAGAACAUCACAUUGACUCGUUUGACCUCGGAAGCUUCUUCCAAUUGCAUGACCUUGACAGAAACGGUAUUUGGGAUCGAGAAGAAAUAGAAGCUAUAUACGGAGUGCAUCACGUUUACUCACAGAAGAAGUCAAAGGACGAGGCUGAACACCAACAGAAGGCGGACCACAUCGUAGAUACUAUUCUGAAACUCAUAGACAAGAACAGGGACGGCAAAAUUUCUCCAGAGGAGUUUAACGUCGCCGGCCUGAAGGGACUGCCUAACUUUGAGGACCUGGGGGCAGAAGGCCACCACUACGAUGUCGAAAGCGAGUUCUUCUUACAUCAUGAAGAACAAUUCCACUCUACGGAAGAGACGCAGACGGAUGAUUCCUACCACCACGCAGAGGACCUUGAGCACUUCGCGCAGCAUGAAUCUAUCGAACUCCGGGAAGUUGAGAAGGAGGCUAAGUUCCAGGGAAUUUCUGUUGAAGAAGCUUUACGUGCCCACGAUCCCGCUCCUCCUCCCAAUCAAGGUCGUCAACCAACACUCCCUAAGGUAGACAACGCUGAAGGCGAACAGACUAAGGAGGAGCCACCAGUGGAUGCAGCAACUCCGGUUGCUGACGUACCCAAACCUAAAAUCACUCGCGGGACACCACCUGAAAAGUUGGAUCCUAACGUUAGGUACAAGGAUAUCGAUAAGGAAGGCGAAACUCAGGCAGACUGGGGAACUGGAGACGAUGGUUACAAACAACCCAAGUCGCCAGUUGAAAAGAUGAGGAAGAAUCUACCAUACAAGGAACGUAUGCAGUACAAAUUCCGUCGCAGCUGGGGGGACUUCUGAACGGUCUGUCUAUUUUGCUCGUAUUUAUUUUACGACUUUGUGGUGUCUUUGGAGAGACACAUCUACGCUAUACCGAUUUGGUUCUCAAGGAUAACAUAUGUCUCGUCAGCCAAUAUACCAGGUCAGAAAAUGUAUGGAUUAUGUGUCAGUACGUACGGCGUGACAAGAAUGAUGCACUAAUCUACACGUCC
Messenger RNA from Serpula lacrymans var. lacrymans S7.9, 1210 nucleotides. RefSeq lists its product as uncharacterized. Lineage: Eukaryota; Fungi; Basidiomycota; Agaricomycetes; Boletales; Serpulaceae. Gene Ontology annotation, cellular component: extracellular exosome; endoplasmic reticulum-Golgi intermediate compartment. The record is from RefSeq and is a predicted model, not a curated record. The transcript is spliced from 9 exons. Gene Ontology annotation, molecular function: calcium ion binding. The coding region runs from base 75 to 1019 and encodes 314 amino acids.